ACUAGUAAUACAUUGUUUUAAUUAAAUACCCCUCCUCCCCUCGCCCUUUUUCUGUCUUGCUUCUUUAUUCUGUCGUUAUUUUCCCCUUCCCACUCAACUCGACCACACAUUCCCCCGCCAUGGCAACAACCCCGCAAGAGCUUGUCCCGCAGACGGAGAACAUCGCUGAGGUCUAUGCCACAGACGAUGCCUCAGUCACCUCCGUUGCUCCAGAGCACCAGGUCCGUUUCAACGGUCUGAUCUCCAAAUUCAAUCAACUGUAUAACCACCGCCCCGACUUUGUCUCCCGCAGUCCUGGCCGUGUCAACAUUAUCGGCGAGCACAUUGACUACAACCUGUACGAUGUCCUUCCGACGGCUGUCAGCGUCGACGUCAUCAUGGCCGUGAAGGUGGUGCCCUCCACCGGAGAGCCAUUUGUGAAGAUCGCCAACGUCCAGCCCGAGAAAUUCCCCUCUCGCGAAUUCACAGUCCCCCGCGACACGGAUAUUGAGAUUGAUCCGAAGCAGCACGAAUGGGUCAACUACUUCCGCGCGGGACUCCUGGGCGCCUUGAAGUUCUUGCGCAAAACCAAGCAAGAUGGCUCCUUUGUGCCCGCCAGCGUAGAAGUGCUCGUGGAUGGUAAUGUGCCCCCGGGCGGUGGAAUCUCCAGCAGCGCGGCGUUCGUGUGCUCGAGCGCGCUGGCUGUCAUGAAAGCGAACAACCACAACGUCUCCAAGCAAGACCUGCUUGACCUGGCCGUGGUCUCGGAGCGUGCCGUGGGCGUGUACUCUGGCGGCAUGGACCAAGCCGCCUCCAUCUUCUCCCGUCGCGGAUACCUGCUCUACACCCAAUUCUUCCCCAACUUCUCCGUCCAGCACGUCCCCAUCCCCAAAGCCACCGAAGAGAUCACCUUCCUCAUGGCCCAGAGCUUCGUCACCUCCAACAAAGCCGAGACCGCGCCCCGCCACUACAACUUGCGCGUCGCCGAAUGCACCCUCGCCGCCGUGGUCCUAGCCGCCCAGCACGGCCUGACCCUGCCCAAGGACAACAGUUCGCUGGGCUACAGUCUGCGGAACUUCCACGAAGAGCUCAUGCGCAAGGAAGGCCGCCUCGGCGACCCGCUCGAGUACCAGAUCGACUCCGUCAUCCAGACCACCAUGGAGCUGCUCGGCCAGGAACAAGGCUACACGCGCGAGGAGAUCGCCCAGCUGCUCGGCAUCACGGUCGCAGACCUCGAAGCCAAAUACCUCUCUUCCUUCCCCGUGCAGGCCGAGCGCUUCCUCCUGCGCCAGCGCGCCCUCCACUGCUACACCGAGGCCCGUCGCGUGCUCGACUUCAAGGCCUGCCUCGCCAAGGCAGCGACCCUCGACGACAGGCGCAUCCAGUACCUCGGACAGCUGCUGAACGAGUCCCAGGCCUCCUGCCGCACCCAGUAUGAGUGCAGCGCGCCCGAGGUCGACGAUAUCUGUGCGAUUGCCCGGCGCGCGGGUACCUGGGGUAGCCGUCUGACCGGUGCGGGAUGGGGUGGCUGCACUGUGCAUAUGCUGCCGCAGUCUAAGGUGGAUGCUGUGAUCAAGGCGCUCAAGGAGGAGUACUACCUGAAGAAGUUCCCGGAUAUCACCGACGAGAAGCUGGCCCAGGCGAUGGUUAUUAGCAAGCCUUCCAACGGCUCCUUUGUGGUUACGGGAGAGGCCAUUGCUCAAGUCAAUGUCUAAAACUAACUUAAGGGAAAAUAAAUUUUUAAAAAAAAAGAAAGAAAAAGGAACGGGAUGGAUGAAUUGAAUUUGGAAUUAAAUAUUGUAUAUAGUCUCCAAUCCGUUACUGAAAUUGUAUUGGCGCUAGCGUCAGAUAUGCAGACAUGACCAGCAGGCUUGAGGCCAUGUAGACUGUUACCCUGAGAAGCCUGACUUUCCCCUUGUCGUGAGAGGUUUUCUCUUCUUGCUAUUAUUUGACCUUCGAGAUACUCACAGUGUAUUGCGCCGACUGGCUCGACUUCUUACUGAGCCUUCUGGUCCCAUGACUCUGCUUGUAUUCCAUCUAGUACGGGACCUGAGAACGAGCAGAAUGGUCUCCGUUCCACCGACGGCAGCUGGGUAAUCAUUGAUCCCAGACUGAACGGCGAAGGUAGCGUGCGACUGCCAACAUGAAGUCUGAUUCCGUGUCGAAUAAGGUUUCAUGCACACGACUCAAGAUUUCUUCUUGGCGGCCGCCUUGGAAAAGAAGUCGCUCAUCUUCUUCAUUCCCGUGGUGUUCACCUUCUUCAAGUCCCGGACUCCCCGAGAUUCUCCCGCCUUCUUUUUC
This is a messenger RNA of Aspergillus pseudonomiae, 2280 nucleotides long. RefSeq names its product galactokinase galE. Gene Ontology annotation, cellular component: cytoplasm; cytosol. The record is from RefSeq and is a predicted model, not a curated record. NCBI's taxonomy places the organism in Eukaryota, Fungi, Ascomycota, Eurotiomycetes, Eurotiales, Aspergillaceae. The coding region runs from base 120 to 1694 and encodes 524 amino acids. The transcript is spliced from 3 exons. Gene Ontology annotation, molecular function: galactokinase activity; ATP binding. Gene Ontology annotation, biological process: galactose metabolic process; carbohydrate phosphorylation.